AUGACAUCAAUAAUUAUUGAUGAGGAUGAAAAUAUUUUUUCAAGUAUAGUCUCAAAUAUUAAUAUUGGAGAGUCAAAUAAUAAUGUAGAUGACAGUUUUUAUUACAGCAAAACAUUAUUAAAUCCAAGUGUAAUAACUCACACUGUCAAAGGAAAUUUUAGAAAUAAAUACAACUAUAACAAAGAAAAUAAAAUUCAAGAACUAAUAUUUAUAAAAGAGAACUGUAUAGAGUUGGUCCAAUACUUUGAAGAAAGUCAAUUACUAGAAUCAAUAAAUUCACAACCAUCAUUUUCAAUAAUAAAAGAUGUUAAAGUUUUAACAUUACCAACAUUUAUAACUAAUAAUAAUAAUAAUAAUAAUAAUAAUAAUUAUAAUAAUAAUAAUGAUAUUUUAACAUUAAAAAAUAACGAAUUAAAUGAUAAUAUUGAUCAAAAUUGUAAAGAAAAAGAUUUUUUAGUUAUUACAUCUGAUUCUGGAUAUUUAUCAAUUUUAACAUGGUCAAAUAUUAAAAAACAAUUCAUCUUUGUUCAACAUUUAAGAAUUUCACCCCCAGGUUAUAGUUUUAAAUAUUUGGGAGAUAAAAUACAAAUUUCUCAAUGUAAUAGAAUUAUAGGUGUUUCAGCAUUAAAAAAUAAAUUAUCAUUAUUUUUAAUUAAUAAUAAUAAUAAUAAUAAAGAUUCAGUUUUAAUCAUUUCAAAAAAAAUAGAUAUAAAAGAUUUAGAUGGUGAUAUUUAUUCAUUUAAUUUUAGUUAUGAAAAAGAUGACCCAUAUUUUUUAACAUACAAUCACUGUUUUAUAAAUAUUUUAACAACCAAAGAUAAAAAUCAAAUUAUUUCAAAAUUUCAAUUUAAUUUUCAAACAAAUACUGUUAAAGAAAUUAAGAAAAAUAAUAAUUUAAUACAAUCCCAACAACAAUCAUCCCAAUUAAUAAAUUACCAAUUUAUAAAUAUACCAAAGAUUAAUUUUAUAAGUUCAUUUAAUUUUAAUUACUAUUUCUUAUUAUUAUUAAAUAAUAAAAUUAUUUUUACAAAUUCAAAUUUCGAAAAGUUAAAAGAGAUUACUAUUAAAGAAGAUUGUGAUGAUGAAGAAUUUAGAACUAUUAUUGAUGAUGAGGAGUAUGAAGAAUAUUACUAUAAAAAGCAAAAUAAAUUAAUAACAUGUUAUAAUUGGCAUCAAAUCGAAUCAACACUAUAUCUUUUAAUAGGAAAUGAAAUGGGUAAUUUAUAUGGUAUCGAAUUUACAUUUGAUUCAAAUAAUUUUAAAUCAUCAGCAACAAAUUUUAACAGUUUUAAGAAGUUUAAAUUUAAAUUUAACCCAAUUCAAAAUUUAAUAAAUUUAAAUAAUGGUUAUUUUGGUAUCAUUGGCGAUUUAUCAGAUGGUGGAAUUUAUAAUAUUGAUUUUAAUAAAUAUGAAAUUAAUGAAUGCGAAAGAAUUGAAAAUCAUUCAGGUAUUAUAGAUUUUGAAAUUCAAAAACAAAAGUUUACAACAAAGAUUUAUACUUGUUGUGGUGGUUCAAAUAGUUUUGGUUCAGUAAAGGUUAUUGAAAAUAGUAUUCCAACACAUAUAUUACAUCAUGAAAAGAAAAGAAUUGGUGCAAUUUAUGUUUGGAGUUUUAGUCCGUACAUUGUAAUUGGGUAUCCGUCAAGUACAGUGGUCGAAAAAGUUUCUGUGGCUGAAGAAGAGGAAGAUGAUAUGUUCUCUUUAGAUAAUAUUUAUUUCAUUGAAAAUCAAGCAACUAUUUAUUGUUAUAGAACUAGUGAUGGUACAUUUGUUCAAGUUACACCAAAGACGAUUGUAUUAUAUAAUAAUAAAUAUUCAAAGAGAAAAGAAUCAUACCGUUGGGAUGUAGGCGAAAAUAGUAUUAUAACCAAUGCAUGUUCAAGAGAUGGCUUAUUACUAGUAGCAAUUUCAAAACCAAAUUCAAUACAAAGUUUUAACAUUGUUCAAGAUGACUCAAAUGACCAUGGUUUAUCACUAAAGCUUUUAAAUUCAAUCCCAUUAGAAUUUGAAGUCUCUUGUAUUUCAUUACCAAAAUUUAAUGAAAAUGAAAUUUUAGACAAAGAAAAUCAAAUAUUCAAUACAUGUAUCGUUGGCACCUAUUUAAUGAAUAUAUUUAUUUUAAAUUUUAAAUUUAAUAAAAUAUUAUAUUCAUUUAAUGAGACAGAAGAAAAUCAAGUUAUAAAUGCUAUACCAAAUUCGAUUUUAUUAAGUAUUUUAAAUCAAUUAAAUCAAAAUCAACAAAAAUCAAAUCAUUUAAAUCAACAACCAGAAAAAAAAAAUAGAGAUGAAAUUAAUUUUAAAUUGAUUUGUGGUUUAAGAGAUGGUUUAUUAUUAAAAUUUGAUAUUUUAUAUAAUUUACAUUCAAAUUGUUUUAAAGUUUCAAAAAAUAUUUAUUCAAAAUCUAUUUCAAGUUCACCAGUCACAGUUCUAUCAGUAUUGAAUCAAGGUGCAAUGGUAUUAACAGAUCAACCAUAUUAUAUUACAAGUAUCAAAAAUCAUAUUAGCCUAUGUAAAAUAUCUUUCAAAAAUGACAAAAUGAUUUCAUACUGUUCUUUAUAUUACUCUGAAAAUUCAAGACAAAAUUUCUUAUUUGUAAAUCCAGAAUUGGGUUUAUAUUUAGCAAAUAUAGAUUUUUCAAAAAAAAUGAGUGUAAAAACUCUUUUAUCAAAUAAUCAAAAUCAACAAUAUCAGAAUCAAAAUCAACAAUUUCAAAAUCCAAAUAGAAUUUUAUUAAUUGAAAAAUAUAGUAUAUUAAUUAUUUUAAACGAUUUUAAUAUUUCAGUAUUGGUUUUAUCAGAUCAUUUAACAAAUUAUAAUAGUAAUAGUCAUAUAUUAUCACAAUCAUCAUCAUCAUCACAAUUAGAAAUAUUUAAUAAUAAUGAAUUAUAUUAUAAAAAAAUCUUUCAAACUAAAGAUAGUUUAAAUUUUAAAUCAAAUCAUUCAAUUAAAUAUUGGGAACAAAAAAAUUUAAUUAUAGUUUAUGGUAAUAAUAAAAAUAAUGGUACUAUUUAUUUUUAUUCAAUUCAAUUUAAUCAUAAAAGUAAUUGUGGUAGUGAAGAGAUAUCUUUAACUUUGGAAAAAAAGAGAACAUUUGAUAAACCAAUAUCUUCAGUAUUACCAUUUGUGGAUGGCAAAUAUCUAGUGUUUACCACUAAAGGCAAUUUAAUGAUUGAUUAUAAUAGUGGUGUUCAAUCAAAUUCAGAAGAUUUAAAUAUUCAAAUUACAACUCCAUUCCCAGUGACAAUUUCCAAAUUUAGAGCAUCAGAUAAUAAACUAUUAUUAGGUACAGAAACUAAUGGUUUGGAUGUUUAUAGAUAUAAUCAAGAGGAUAAAUCUUUCACUCAUUGUUCAAAUGAAAAAUCAAAAUUCAUAUCAGAUGCAAUCUUUCUAUCAACUGAUGAUCAAAUUGCAACUAUUGAUAAAUAUGGUAAUUUUAAAAAUUUAAAUUUAAAUCAAAUUAAUCAAAUGAAUCAAGAGCUUAACCAGCCAAUAAAUCAGGAACCUCAACAACAACAUAAUAAUAAUCAAGAGCAACAACAAAUUCAACAAUUACAACAACAAUUACAUAGUAUACCAAUAAUUUUAGAUCCUAUAAAUCAAUUUAGUUUAAAAGAAUCAUGUUUAAAAUUGCUCCAACUAAAUAAUUCAAAAAUUAUAACUUGCUCUUUAUUGGGUAGUGUUAUUUUAUUUGGAAAAUUAUCAAGAGUUGAAUAUAAAGUUUUAUUAACAAUUCAAAAUAGUUUAAAAAAUGAUAAAAGUUCAAAACCAAUUACAAAUAAUGACCACAACCUCUAUAGAUCAGAAAUUUCAAAUUGUAAAAAUGUUUUAGAUGGCGAUUUAUUAUAUCAAUUUUUAUUUUUAGAAGAGAUUGAUCAAAUUAAUUUAAUUUCAAAAUUAUUUAAAUUAAACGAUAUUAAUAAUACAAAAGUUUAUUUAAUCUUAACUAAAAUUUUAAAUUUAUUUGAAAAUUUUAAAAUUCUUUAGUCACUUAAAAAUAAAUAAAUUUAUAAUAUUACUGUAUUAUUUUUCUAUUUUC
Messenger RNA from Dictyostelium purpureum, 4036 nucleotides. RefSeq lists its product as uncharacterized. The transcript has 5 exons. Gene Ontology annotation, molecular function: protein binding. Gene Ontology annotation, cellular component: nucleus. NCBI's taxonomy places the organism in Eukaryota, Evosea, Eumycetozoa, Dictyosteliales, Dictyosteliaceae. The record is from RefSeq and is a predicted model, not a curated record. The coding region runs from base 1 to 3984 and encodes 1327 amino acids.